AUGUAUGAAGUAUGUGGAUGUUGGAAACUCAUCGUAAACAAAUUAAAUUAUAAUGAAUAGUGAAUUGUACAUAUUUAAUUAACUCUUUAAAAUGGCGACCGCAAACGAUGAUGAAGUGUUAGAAGGAUUUCUCUGUCCAAUUUGCAAAGCAGAUUUGAAAUCAGCGAAUCAACUUACUAGCCAUUUCGAAAGUCUUCAUCAGGAAGAACAAGAUGUAUUAAAGUCACUGAAGGAUAUAUUUGGAAAAGCAAAGAAAAUUAUACUAAACACAGACGAUACGGAUUUAAAAGAAACAUUCGAUCGUGCAUUAAAGUUGAAUUCUCAAGACUACUAUCCGUUUGAGGAGCAGACAAUAGGUGUGUCUCGGAGUUCCACUGAUUAUUUUAGGGCUGUGCGUUCAGCAAGAUUAGAGAGAUAUGCUACUGAAACUAAUAAGUUAUUAAUAAGAUUGGAUAAGUUAGUGUGUAAUAUGCCUAGUGAACCUAGCCAAAGAAAACUACAUGAACAGGAAGUUGUUCCAUGGUUAGACGGUUCAUCGGUAAAGCUUUGCCCCAACUGCGCUAAAGCAUUUAAUUUAACAAGAAGAAAACACCAUUGUAGGCUAUGUGGGUCUAUUUUAUGCCAUGACUGCUCUGUGUUCUUGGACUUGAACAUAGCCAAAGCAAUUGUUGAUCCAUCCAGACCGCAGACAUCUCAAGCUGAAGAAUUAAAUGAGAAGAAUGGUCUGCGUCUUUGUGAACACUGUUCUUAUCUAAUUGAGUUACGUAGACAAGUGCAAGAGAACAGAAACGCUAAAACUGUCCUUAUGACGGCCUAUGAACAGAUGAGGAGUUUGAUGGAUCAAGCAAAGCCAGCUGUUGCCAUGUAUGAAAAGAUGUGUCAAAGUCUUUUUGACGGAGAAACAACAUAUAACCUGGCAGAUGUCAACGCAAUGCGCGGGCGCAUUGGAAAGCUUGCGGAAGGCAUCGAUUUGCUCAGCAAACAGAUAGCUGCUUUCCCUGUGGAGCCAGCAACGCGACAGGCAAAACUGCAGACUGCUAUUAGGCAGGCAGCCUCUCAUUAUAUAAAGGAAGAUCUUCUAUCACUCCGGAAGUUACCAACCGAGGCACAGAUAGAUGAGGUGCGAAGGCAGAGGUACGAACGCGCGCAGAAACAGAUACAAAUGGAAAGAGAAAGAACACAGAGAGAGAGACAGAGACGGGGUGAGGAGGCAGAGACUAGUGGAAGUCGAGUGGAAGGCCCCGCCCACGACGACGAUAACCCUCUAUUAGAGCAAAUGAAUAUUAUACGAGGUUAUAUAAAAGAGGCUAGAAAAGAAUUGAGAUUUGAAGAGGUGGCGAUAUUAGAAACGAAUCUUAAGGAAUUAAAGAAGGAAUACCAGUUUCAAAUGCUCUCAAACAAGUCCUAGUCAUUUCCAUUACAUGUCAUUUUAUUAAUAUUAUAUUACAAGCACAUUUUGUAUUUAAAUUAUUUUAUUCUCUUGUAGAUGCAAGAAUAAAGAAUCGGAAGUUA
Messenger RNA from Vanessa atalanta (red admiral), 1512 nucleotides. It is a transcript of the gene Rbsn-5, whose product is annotated as rabenosyn-5. Bases 92 to 1408 code for a protein of 438 amino acids. The record is from RefSeq and is a predicted model, not a curated record. Lineage: Eukaryota; Metazoa; Arthropoda; Insecta; Lepidoptera; Nymphalidae. The transcript has 6 exons. Gene Ontology annotation, molecular function: metal ion binding.